Motacilla alba alba is the source of this 3683-nucleotide messenger RNA. It is a transcript of the gene ST7, whose product is annotated as suppression of tumorigenicity 7. The transcript has 15 exons. Lineage: Eukaryota; Metazoa; Chordata; Aves; Passeriformes; Motacillidae. The coding region runs from base 1924 to 3459 and encodes 511 amino acids. The record is from RefSeq and is a predicted model, not a curated record.
UGAUGUGCACAGAACACAGAGUCACUGUUCAAUGUGUGGAAUGGAAAGCAAGGAAACAGCUGAAGAGCAUUUUGUGCCAACAGAUGUUAACCAGGAGAGUAGCUUGGUGUGCCUUGUAGGUGCCCCCCACUGCUGUGGGAAGCACAAGAUCAGGCUCUGUACAGCCUCUUGUGCUCUUCCCUGUCUCACAGCACAGGGCUGUUGAGGCUCCAUAAGGAUGUCUGUGUGCAUACACACUCUGUGGGCUUGGGACCAUGUUCCCUAGGACCAGAGGGACUGGCCUGGCACUGAACUGCUGUGGCUCUGAACCCCAUGUGUGGCUUUCCAGUCUGUCCUUCAGGCUGCAGUGGUCUCAACCAACACCUCCCUGGUUCCCUGAUGAUUCCAGCGUGCUGAGCUCCUCAGGUGGCAGGUGCUGCCAGCCUCCAGUAGUACUUGGUUUUGUGGCCUGUGGUCACGGUGGCAUUGGGUGUUCUGCAAACAGCACAAACCCACCUGGCAUGCAGAGCAGCAGGAGUGUUUGGGAAUGGUUAACCCACAAAACCUGAGAAAUGGGAGGAGGAAUGGUUGCUUGCCUGUAAGCGCUUCCCUUCAUCUGCAUCUGUCUCCUUUCUCCUCAUCCACCAGCAGGACUUUCCAGUGUCUGACAUCUUGGGAACUGCAUAUCCAUGUUCAGCAAGACUUUGCAGAAACCUUCUUCGUUUUGCUCCCUCUGGACAGCCAUUCCAUGGAUGGCCCCCAAUGUUUGGUAGCUUCCAGCCAGCAUCUUCCUGCUUGGCUGCUCUCACCAGCACAGGACAGGCAAUUCCUUUUGUCUAUGAGAGGACCGAAGGAGCAAGCUUAGGGCUUUGUUUGAACAUUUUUCAUUUACUAAAUGUCAGGAAAAAAUAAGCUUAGUACACUAAAAAAUGCACUUGCAGAUGCACACUAGAUCUAGCUGGUUUUGAAGAAUAAAGAAAAAUUAAGGUCGGUAUUUCUUCGGUUGCUAGGAUGCCUUUUUAUCAUUGAAUUCAGUGUGCUGUGGGGUUUUUAUUUUUAUUUAGAUGUGUGACUCAUUUAUUAUUGUUAGAGCAUUGUAACAGUGUAUUCUGACAAUAAAUUUAAGUAAAAGAGACAGUUGGCUAACACUUUGAUGGGGAAAUUAGGUCUGGAGUGUAGACUGGCCCAGGAGUUUCGUAUUUCUUUGAGGGAAAAAUAAUAAAGAGAAUUUGUGAUAGGUAUUUGGGGUUAUUCUUUACUGAAACUGCUAUAAGUGGCAUUUACUAGGAUAUUUGUCCCCGAAAUUUAUUCUGUUUGCACAGAGACGCUUUGCAUCUUGUGCAGCUGAGAAAAGAAGCAUGAAUUCAAGGCAGAUAUUUUCCCGCUAGCUUUACCAUCCCGGGUGGGAGCUUUAGCAUUACAGAGGGGAAUACGUAUAUCUGGCUCUUUGUCCUGUGCUUCUUGUGCCAAAGGCAUUCCCAUGCGAGCGGCUGUGCUCUGUCCGAGCCCCGCCGAGGCUCAGCUUAGCAGCAGUCAGUGUGUGCAGUGUCCUGACGUCAUCCCGUGUGCCUGAGCCCCGCUAUUGUCUCACGGCAGCGGGGGCUGGCCAUUGCAGGGGCUGCUGGCUGAUACCUCCUUCUGCCUGCCGCUAUCACAGAAAGGACAGCGGCCUGCCCUUAGCACUCGGAUUUAAACAGAGCCUCCUGCUUUUUGCUUCCUGUAGAAGGACCUUCCCCGCGGUUGCGAGGAAAAGCUGUCUGCGGUGUGGAGCAGAGGGGAGAGGAGGAGAGAGGAGAAUCUGGCAGCUUGGAUAGCCUGGACUGCAUUGUCUGGCUUCAUGACCCCUGCUGUGUAGCAGUCUCAUCCCCUCUCUCAUACGCUCCCUCUGUCUUCUACGCUUUUUUUCUUCUUUCCUUUUUAAAAUAGCAGCAUCUGGGGCGAGCCAUGUUUGGCACUGAAUCGUCAUUGAGUAUGUUUUUGAACACAUUAACCCCCAAGUUCUAUGUUGCCCUGACAGGCACAUCUUCAUUAAUCUCAGGACUUAUUUUGAUCUUCGAGUGGUGGUACUUCCGCAAGUACGGCACCUCCUUCAUCGAGCAGGUCUCGGUGAGCCACCUGCGCCCCCUGCUGGGCGGGGUGGACAGCAGCGCGCCCAGCGCGGCCAGCGCCGCCGGCGGGGACGCGGACUCGAACCGCCAGAGCGUCUCAGAAUGCAAAGUCUGGCGAAAUCCUUUAAAUCUGUUCAGAGGAGCUGAAUAUAAUCGGUAUACAUGGGUAACAGGAAGAGAACCUUUGACUUACUACGAUAUGAAUCUUUCGGCACAGGACCAUCAGACAUUCUUUACCUGUGACACAGAUCAUUUACGGCCUGCAGAUGCUAUAAUGCAAAAAGCCUGGAGAGAGAGAAACCCUCAAGCCCGAAUUUCUGCAGCGCAUGAAGCUUUGGAAUUGAAUGAGUGUGCUACUGCUUAUAUUCUCUUAGCUGAAGAGGAAGCAACAACAAUUGUAGAAGCUGAGAAGCUGUUCAAGCAGGCUCUGAAAGCUGGAGAGGGCUGUUACAGGCGCAGCCAGCAGCUACAGCACCAUGGUGCCCAAUAUGAAGCCCAACACAGAAGGGACACCAAUGUGUUAGUAUAUAUUAAAAGAAGGCUGGCAAUGUGUGCAAGGAAGCUGGGAAGGACCAGGGAAGCAGUGAAGAUGAUGAGAGAUUUGAUGAAGGAGUUUCCCCUGCUCAGCAUGUUCAACAUCCACGAAAACCUGCUAGAGGCUUUGCUGGAACUGCAAGCAUAUGCAGACGUCCAGGCAGUCUUAGCAAAGUAUGAUGAUAUAAGUUUACCAAAAUCAGCAACAAUAUGCUACACAGCUGCAUUGCUCAAAGCCAGAGCUGUCUCUGACAAAUUUUCUCCAGAGGCUGCCUCAAGGCGAGGGCUGAGUACUGCAGAGAUGAAUGCAGUAGAAGCUAUUCACAGAGCAGUAGAAUUUAAUCCACAUGUGCCAAAAUAUCUACUAGAAAUGAAAAGCCUAAUUCUGCCCCCUGAACAUAUUCUGAAGAGAGGGGACAGUGAAGCAAUAGCAUAUGCUUUCUUUCAUCUUCAACACUGGAAAAGAGUAGAGGGCGCAUUGAACCUCUUACACUGUACAUGGGAAGGCACUUUCAGAAUGAUCCCCUAUCCACUGGAAAAAGGACAUCUUUUCUACCCUUACCCUAUUUGUACAGAAACUGCAGAUAGAGAACUACUACCAUCAUUUCAUGAGGUUUCAGUUUAUCCCAAGAAAGAGCUUCCCUUCUUCAUCCUCUUCACUGCUGGACUCUGUUCUUUCACAGCCAUGCUUGCUCUCCUGACACAUCAGUUCCCAGAGCUCAUGGGGGUCUUUGCAAAAGCUUUUCUCAGCACCCUCUUCGCCCCUUUAAAUUUUGUGAUGGAAAAAGUAGAAAGUAUCCUGCCCUCCAGCCUGUGGCACCAGCUGACAAGGAUCUGAGGGAGCAUGCCCAUGACUGACUGCUAUGACAUCUUCUGUGCCAACUUUUUGUUGACCACAAGAAAGCAUGAUAAAAAAGGGAAGCAGUUGUAAGACUUAAAAACUCUUCAUGGAUUGUCUGUUCUCAUAUAAAAACUGUUUUGUUGUACAAAAUACAUUGAUGUUAGGUUCUAUUAUAUUUUGCCUUCAGAAAAGAAAAAAAAAAUAAACUUUUGUGUAUUGUA